Molecule: messenger RNA, 2343 nt
Organism: Penicillium longicatenatum
Lineage: Eukaryota; Fungi; Ascomycota; Eurotiomycetes; Eurotiales; Aspergillaceae
Product: Lipase class 3
Exons: 5
Coding region: 1-2343 (780 amino acids)
Biological process (GO): Arp2/3 complex-mediated actin nucleation; lipid metabolic process
Cellular component (GO): Arp2/3 protein complex; actin cytoskeleton
Molecular function (GO): actin filament binding
Source: RefSeq, a predicted model, not a curated record
AUGGCCUCUCCUCAGGUUCACCACCUUUUUCAUGCUCCCAUUGCAGACCACUCCUUCUCGUCCGACCGCCAAACCCUUGCCGUCGCCCGCGAAAACAAUGUGGAGCUGUACCAGACAUCAGGCAACAAGUUUGAAUUGAGCGAUGAACUGAAAGGCCAUGAGAAGACUGUCACCAGUGUGGACAUUGCUCCCAAUAGUGGUCGUAUUGUGACUUGCUCUCAAGAUCGCAAUGCCUAUGUUUGGGAGAAGACUCCUUCUGGCUGGAAGCCUACUUUGGUCCUCCUUCGGAUCAACCGAGCUGCAACAUUCGUCAGGUGGUCUCCCUCCGAACAAAAAUUUGCCGUCGGUUCCGGAGCCCGUGUCAUCGCUGUUUGCUACUUCGAGGAGGAGAACGACUGGUGGAUUUCGAAGCACCUAAAGAAGCCCAUUCGCAGUACUAUUACCACCCUGGCCUGGCACCCAAACUCGGUUUUGCUCGCUGCUGGGUCCACUGACUCGCAUGCUCGAGUCUUCUCCAGCUUCAUCAAGGGUAUCGAUGAGCGCCCCGAGCCCAGCGCCUGGGGUGAGCGUCUGCCUUUCAACACCAUCUGUGGUGAAUACCUGAACGACUCCGCUGGCUGGAUCCAGGGUGUCGCUUUUUCCCCGAGUGGAAACGCUCUUGCUUUCACUGGACAUGACAGCAGUGUCACGGUCGUGUACCCCAGCGCACCGGAACAGCCACCUCGAGCUAUGCUGAACAUCUCUACCCGCCUUUUGCCAUUGAACAGUCUCAUUUGGAAUGGCGAGAAUGAAAUCCUUGCUGCUGGUCACGAUUGUGAACCAUUCCGCUUCCAAGGCGAUGAGAAUGGAUGGCAGCUUGCUGGUUCUCUAGAGAAGUCGACUGGGGCUGGGGCGGGUCCUCGUGAGGAGUCUGCGCUGAACAUGUUCCGCCAAAUGGAUCUCAAAGGCCAGUCUCAGGUGGACACCAAGCUGAAAUCGACCCACCAAAACACUGUGAACACCCUCCGUGCCUAUGAUGAGGCUAACGGACAGCUCCCCGGAUUCUCCAACCCGAACCUUGAUUUGUUCACAAGACCUGAGUUCUUCAACUCAAAGAACAUGCUCUACCAUAGAGUUCUUGCGCUAAUACAUUGCCUAUGGGUGGUCGUUUGCAUUGCAUCGUCCCCAGAUGAACCACAACCUGCCCUAAAUGAGUUGUUCAACUCCCUCGAGGAGUCGUCGAGACUAGUAGACAUCGCAUACUGUGUGGGGACCACUGGCGUCCAAGAGCCAUUCCAGUGCCUCAGCCACUGUGCUGAAUUCCCAGACCUACAGCUACUUACUACUUGGAACACUGGCAUUCUCUUAUCCGACUCAUGUGGGUACAUGGCAGUCUCCCACACACCCGGUGCGAAACGCAUAAUCCUGGCCUUCCGGGGAACCUACUCGAUCACCAACACAAUCAUCGAUCUCUCGGUAUACCCUCAGGCCUAUGUACCUUAUACAGGUGGCGAUAUGGGCGACGAACCCGGAAAUGGAUCCGGUGCCGCGCUCCGGGGUCCGAAGUGCGAGAACUGCACUGUACAUGCCGGAUUCAUGACAUCGUGGUUGAACACCCGCUCUGCAGUGUUUCCACAGCUACGAGCUGCUCGUGAGCAGUAUCCGGACUACGAGAUAACCCUAGUCGGGCAUUCCCUUGGAGGAGCUGUGGCCGCUUUGGCAGGGUUGGAGAUGAACCUGAUUGGGUGGAGCCCAUCUGUUACGACAUUUGGGGAGCCGAUGGUUGGUAACCAAGAGUUUGUGGAUUUCCUUGACAAGCAGUUCCAAAUAGGAAGUCAUCACGUUCCGGGUAGUGACCGGGUGACCCGACCAUUCCGUCGAGUGACACACGUCAAUGACCCCGUUCCCCUUCUCCCGCUCCAAGAAUGGGGCUAUGCUGCUCAUGCCGGUGAAAUCUUCAUUUCAAAACCAGAUCUGCCACCUUUCAUUGAGGAUCUUCAAAUAUGCGAAGGGAACCAAGAUCCCAGAUGUAUUGCUGGCUCAGGCACCUCUGCCCUUCUAUCGGAUAUGUACCAGGAUGUCAACAUCCCUCUCGAUGUUCUUAGUACCCGCUUGGAUCCGUGUCCUUUACAUAUGGGACCGUCAGGCACAGAUCCAGGGCACCAAGUUCUCCUAGGAACGCAGGAAGAUCGAGUCGGAACAGCAGACUGUGCCUCCCAUGAUGCGACAGCUCCACUCUAUCCUCUUCGUUGGGACUGGUCUCUUAUACCAGCCCGAUAUCGUCUCUGGGAGCUCUUCUACGCACAUCGGGACUACUUCUGGCGCAUUGGUUUAUGUGUCCCUGGGGGAGACCCGACCGGGUAG